UAGGGUGAAACAUUCCCUCGGCUUCUGCAUUCGAACAUUACACAGCCACAACCCACAAACGAGGCAGUUCCGGUCUCUCUGCUACUCUGCCCCUCACCGCCUCACGCUCACAGCUUACGCACUCCACACUUCUCCCUCGUCUCCGCUCUCUCUGCCCACGACAGAGAAGCAAUCAUCAAAACUGGAGCUAAUUUUCUGAGACAAUGAGGAAGAAGGUGGACGAGCGCAUUAGAACCCUCAUCGAGAAUGGCGUCAAAAACCGUCAUCGAUCCAUGUUCGUCAUCAUCGGUGACAAGUCUCGUGACCAGAUUGUGAACCUGCACUACAUGGUAAGCAAAGCUUUAGUGAAGUCGCGCCCCACUGUCCUUUGGUGCUACAAGGACAAGCUUGAACUUAGCAGCCAUAAGAAGAAAAGGAAGAAGCAACUAAAAAAAUUAAUGCAGAGAGGGCUGCUUGAUCCCGAGAGAGCAGAUCCUUUUGAACUAUUUGUUGAAACUGGUGGUGUCUCUUAUUGCCUGUAUAAGGAUUCAGAAAGAGUUCUUGGAAACACUUUUGGCAUGUGCAUAUUACAGGAUUUUGAGGCUUUGACACCCAAUCUUUUGGCAAGAACUAUAGAAACAGUUGAAGGUGGUGGUUUGAUUGUUUUACUGCUCAGAUCCUUGUCCUCAUUGACAAGUCUGUACACCAUGGUUAUGGAUGUUCAUGAAAGAUUUCGAACAGAAUCUCAUUCUCAAACUUCUGGGCGCUUCAAUGAACGCUUCUUACUUUCACUUGCAUCGUGUAAAGCAUGUAUCGUCAUGGAUGAUGAAUUAAACAUUCUACCAAUCUCAUCACAUAUGAAGUCAAUUAAACCAGUCCCAGUUCAAGAGGACUCUGAGGGCCUUUCAGAAGCAGAGCGUGAUUUGAAAAAUUUGAAAGAACAAUUGAAUGAUGACUUCCCUGCUGGUCCUCUGAUCCGCAAGUGCAUUACUUUGGACCAGGGAAAAGCUGUCAUAAACUUUCUUGAUUCUAUUUUGGAUAAGACACUCCGUAGUACAGUUGCUUUGCUUGCUGCUCGUGGCCGUGGUAAGUCAGCUGCACUUGGAUUGGCAGUUGCAGGAGCUAUUGCUGCUGGGUAUUCUAAUAUUUUUGUAACUGCACCAAGCCCGGAGAAUUUGAAAACUCUAUUUGAGUUUAUUUGCAAGGGAUUUGACAUGCUUGAAUACAAGGAGCACUUGGAUUAUGAUGUUGUGAAAAGCACAAAUCCAGAAUUCAAAAAAGCAACUGUACGGAUCAAUAUCUACAAACACCACAGACAGACGAUUCAGUAUAUACAGCCACAUGAACAUGCCAAACUCUCACAAGUUGAAUUGCUGGUAGUUGAUGAAGCAGCAGCAAUUCCAUUGCCGGUUGUGAAGUCUUUGCUUGGUCCUUAUCUUGUCUUCCUUUCCUCAACUGUCAAUGGAUAUGAAGGUACUGGACGAUCAUUAUCACUGAAAUUGCUGCAGCAACUUGAGGAGCAAAAUCACAUGCCGUCAAAAAAUGCAGAAAGUUCCCUUUCAGGUAGGCUUUUCAAGAAGAUAGAAUUGAAUGAAUCCAUCAGAUAUGCUCCUGGCGAUCCCAUUGAAUCCUGGCUUAAUUCUUUGCUUUGUCUGGAUAUCACUAAUUUCACCCCAAGUAUUAGCAGGCUACCACCUCCUGGUGAAUGUGAUUUGUACUAUGUAAAUCGGGAUACACUCUUCUCCUAUCAUAAGGAGAGUGAGUUAUUUUUGCAGCGAAUGAUGGCUCUCUACGUUGCUUCUCACUACAAAAAUUCUCCCAAUGAUUUGCAAUUGAUGGCUGAUGCUCCGGCCCACCACUUGUUUGUGCUACUAGGACCUGUUGAUGAAUCAAAAAACCAUCUCCCUGAUAUUCUGUGUGUUAUCCAGGUUUGCCUUGAGGGUCAGAUUUCACGUGAAUCUGCUAUGAAAAGUUUAAGUGCUGGACGCCAACCAUUUGGGGAUCAGAUACCAUGGAAAUUUUGUCAGCAGUUUAAUGAUUCUGUUUUCCCAAGUCUUUCAGGUGCCCGCAUUGUGCGCAUUGCCACACAUCCAACUGCAAUGAAGCUUGGAUAUGGUUCUGCAGCUGUUGAACUUUUAACUAGAUACUAUGAGGGCCAAUUGACUCAGAUGUCUGAACUAGAUGCUCAAGAUGAAUUGCAGGAUCAACCAGUCAAAGUAACUGAGGCUGCAGAACAGGUCUCUUUACUGGAGGAAAACAUAAAACCAAGGACAGACCUUCCACCUUUACUUGUACCACUUCGUGAACGGAAGCCUGAGAAGCUCCACUAUAUUGGAGUCUCCUUUGGACUUACCUUGGACCUCUUCCGCUUCUGGAGAAAACAGAAAUUUGGCCCAUUCUUCAUUGGCCAUAGCCCAAAUAGUGUGACUGGGGAGCACACAUGCAUGGUCUUGAAGCCCUUGAACAGUGAUGAUAUUGAAGUUAAUGGAUCCAAUGAGUGGGGCUUUUUUGGUCCUUUUUACCAAGAUUUUCGGAAGAGAUUUGCAAGGCUACUGGAUAAAAGCUUCCGUUCUAUGGACUACAAGCUUGCUCUGAGUGUAUUGGAUCCGAAGAUCAAUUUUGCAGAGGCUGACUCUUCGGAUGGAUUUUUGGAAUCCAUUGAUGGAAUAUUUUCUCCACAUGAUAUGAAGAGGCUUGAAGCCUACACAAACAAUCUUGUGGAUUUUCAGUCGAUUAUGGAUUGUGUCACAAUACUUGCACACUUGUAUUUCUCAGAGAAGCUCCCAGUUUCACUUUCAUAUGCUCAGGCUUCUGUUCUGCUUUGCAUUGGUUUGCAGGAUAAAGACGUUUCUCAGAUUGAGGGAGAAAUGCAUCUGGAAAGACAGCAGAUUUUGUCUUUAUUUAUAAAGACAAUGAAGAAGUUCUACAAGUACUUGUAUGACCUUGCCUCCAAGGAGAUUGAUUCAACUGUAUCUCGACUAGAAGAAAUUAAGAUGGAGCCUCAUGCUAUAUCAUUGGACGAUGAUCUUAACAAUGCAGCAAAACAAGUCCAGGAUGAGAUGAAUGCCAAAAUGGAUGGCCUAUUAGACCCAGAUCUACUUCAAGGAUAUGCCAUUGUGGAUAGAGAAGCUGAUUUUGAGAAUGCCCUGCAAAAUGGAGGAAAGGUACUUCCUGGUGGAGUAAUCAGCGUGAAAUCCAACAGAAACAAGGCUGAUAAAGGCCACAAGGGUGAGAAGAAGAGAAGCAAGAAUGAGCUAUCCAAAUCAAGCAAGAAAAGGAAGACUUGACCUGUUGAAGGUGCGGCCUUGCCAUAUUUUCUAAUGUUGUUCUCUUGAUUGUGAGCGGUCAGCUAGUUGAACAAUUUCAAUAUAUAUAUAUUUGAUGGAAAGGUGACAACAACCCGACCAACCUUAUCAUGAGUUGGGUUAUCAAUUUUGUAAGCACUUUGAAGCAUAAACCUUAUGCCCUUGGUAGAUUAGGCCCAUUAGGAUUUAGAUUUUAGAUUAGGAGAAGGUUUUACGUAAUGAUUAUCAUGUUGUAAGUUUUAAAUGUUAAAUGCUUUCUCCUUCUGAUGUUUACUUGUCAUAGAUAAUCUUUAUAAGAAACGUUGAGUUUGGUUUAGA
Ipomoea triloba (trilobed morning glory) is the source of this 3602-nucleotide messenger RNA. Its product is annotated as RNA cytidine acetyltransferase 1-like. Gene Ontology annotation, molecular function: ATP binding; tRNA binding; 18S rRNA cytidine N-acetyltransferase activity. Lineage: Eukaryota; Viridiplantae; Streptophyta; Magnoliopsida; Solanales; Convolvulaceae. The record is from RefSeq and is a predicted model, not a curated record. Gene Ontology annotation, biological process: rRNA acetylation involved in maturation of SSU-rRNA. Gene Ontology annotation, cellular component: nucleolus; 90S preribosome. The transcript has 27 exons. The coding region runs from base 204 to 3266 and encodes 1020 amino acids.